Molecule: messenger RNA, 1809 nt
Organism: Macadamia integrifolia
Lineage: Eukaryota; Viridiplantae; Streptophyta; Magnoliopsida; Proteales; Proteaceae
Product: GDSL esterase/lipase At1g09390-like
Exons: 5
Coding region: 268-1389 (373 amino acids)
Molecular function (GO): hydrolase activity, acting on ester bonds
Source: RefSeq, a predicted model, not a curated record
CGGAAUAUGGGCAUGGAGUGUCGCGUGAACGUUAAAGACCUUAAGCAGAGACUACUGGUUCUUCUCUUCUAGAAGAGGCAGGCAUUCUGAUCCGAUCACUGUUUUUUUUUUUUUUUUGGGUUUUGCGUUAAUUAGCCAUUACUAAUGAACAUUAAAGUUGUUGUACGGAUGAAAGAGAAAUCAUCGAAAGGUUGGGACCAGAGGGAGAAAGAGAAAGGAGAAGGAGAAGGAGACGAAGAAGAGUAAAGAUCAGAGAGAGAGAGAGAGAUGAAAGGAAGUUGUAUGGUUUGUGUUUUACGAAUUGGAAUGGUGGUAUGGAGCAUUGGUGUUCUAUGGAAUAGCAUACCAAUCGGGUGUGAAGAAGAAUGCAAGAGAAAGGCGGUGUUAUUCAACUUUGGGGAUUCAAACUCAGACACAGGCGGCCUCGCAGCUGGGCUCGGCUAUAACAUCACCCUCCCAUAUGGCCGUACUUUCUUCCGUCGUUCCACCGGCCGACUGUCCGACGGUCGCUUAGUUCUCGAUUUCCUCUGUCAGAGUUUGAAUACAAGUCUUUUGAGUCCAUACCUGGACUCAGUGGGGUCGAAUUUUACAAAUGGAGCAAAUUUCGCGAUUGUUGGUUCUUCAACCCUACCAAAAUCUAUUCCUUUCGCUUUGGAUGUUCAAGUUAAGCAAUUCCUUCAUUUCAAGGCUCGCUCGCUCCAGAUCACUUCUCAACCUCAAGGUUGUUCAAGGCUCCUGGUUGAUGAUGAAGGUUUUCUCAAUGCACUUUACAUGAUCGACAUUGGACAAAAUGAUCUAUCCGAUUCCUUCUCUAAAAAUCUAUCCUAUGAACAAGUCGUCCAAAGAAUCCCAUCUAUCCUUGCACAAAUCAAAUCUUCUGUUAAGACUAUAUAUGAGGAAGGUGGCAAGAAUUUCUGGAUCCAUAAUACUGGGCCGUUGGGCUGUCUUCCCCAAAAGCUAUCAUUAGUUCGCAAAACUGUUCAAGAUCUUGACAGAUAUGGAUGUAUACGCUCAUACAACAAGGCUGCAGAGUUUUUUAAUGAAGGUCUGCAUGCUCUUUGUGAAGAGAUGAGAUCUGAAAUGGCGAAUGCCACCAUUGUCUAUGUAGAUAUUUAUGGCAUCAAGUAUGAUAUCAUUGCUAACUCAACCAAAUACGGUUUUGAGAAUCCUUUAAUGGCGUGUUGUGGUUAUGGUGGCCCUCCAUACAACUAUGAUCUUCGCUUAACAUGUGGACAGAGUGGAUGCCGUGUUUGUAAUGAGGGAUCACGCUUCAUAAUUUGGGAUGGAAUUCAUUACACUGAAGCAGCCAACACCAUGAUUGCAUCCAAAAUAUUGUCUACAGCUUAUUCCACACCACAAUUGAAAUUCAACUUUUUUUGCCAAGUGUGAUGGACAUAACCAAAUCUCAAGUAUUCAUGAUUAUAUCGAGUCUAUAACCGAUCUUUUUCCCUGAGUAAACAUUUUUUUUCUACAUUUCAAUUAUUGUUCUUCAGUUUCCUGUGCUUUCCAAGUGUUUUCAGGAUCAUAGCUACCGGGAGGAAGGAUGAAAACCGUUGUCAUCACAUAUGGUUGUGACAUACACAGUGUAGCAAUGGGAGAGGAGAAUGGCUAGAAACCACUGUGCCAUUAUCAGUUUACUUUCUUUUUUCCAUUUUUUUCUUAGCUAAAAUUAAGGCAGAAAGGAUAGAAGCUCAGUUUGGAAGUGCAGUUCUGAUACUUCGAUUUCUGCAAUGUAGUAUGCCACAACUGUACAAAUCUGAAUUGUUGAAUGAGAAGAGGGCACAAUUUUAAUGGUUACUUGGUAUCAAA